AUGGACAGUGACGAUGAUAAACAAUCAAAAGUUGUCCGUUACUCUGGCUCCACAGAUAAACAAAGCAUUCAGUUUGAUAAUGAAGGUAAAAAUUUGUAUUCAUCUGGUUAUAUUAAAAACAUCAGUGAGAACAGGAACCUGGAUAUCUGUGUAGCUGACUUUAAGCCAAAGCAGUGGUGGUGGUUAAUCAGGCAGGAAACUCCAUUUAGUACACUGUUCAUCCCUCUACUACCAUGGGGUAUUUUACCCGCCGGCAUUACAACAGACAGCCAGAGUCAGAUCCUGACAUCAGACCGUGCAAACCCCUGUAUCCACAUCCUAAACAACGGACAUUUUCCCCGUUACAUUGAUAACUGUGGUCUAAAGUUUAAGGGGUUUAUGUGUAGCACCAGAAAACCUUUUUGUGACCGAGUUGGGCAGUGGUAA
Messenger RNA from Saccostrea cuccullata (small rock oyster), 426 nucleotides. RefSeq lists its product as uncharacterized. The transcript has a single exon. NCBI's taxonomy places the organism in Eukaryota, Metazoa, Mollusca, Bivalvia, Ostreida, Ostreidae. Bases 1 to 426 code for a protein of 141 amino acids. The record is from RefSeq and is a predicted model, not a curated record.